AUGACCUUGAACACCGCACUACGAAGGAGGGUUUAUUCGCAGCUUGAGACAGGCGCUACUGAAGCGGACUACCUGAUGAUCGCGGGCUUCUUGUCGGACCUGUGUCCGGAUUUCAUGCUUUUGAAGACAUCGUGGGGGCGUCUGCCGCUGAUGAAGGAGGCUGGGCAGGGGAAUAGGAGUCUGGAAUACGAGCACCUGGAGAUGCGUGAGGCGUGGAGACAGAUUGAGAAGUAUGCGAUGGCGAUGGCGAAGGUUCAGAAGCAGGAACGGGAGUGGUUGUGGCAAGGUGUAGAAUACAAUGGCCCGUAUCCUCUCCCAAUCAUUGGCAAUUUAUUCGACGUGCCGAAGUCCAAACCAUGGAUCGGCUUCCGGGAUAUAUGCAUGAAGUAUGGCGAUGUGAUUUUCCUACGGACACAAAGCCAAUCCCAUCUCGUCCUCAACAGCCGCGCCGCCAUUUCGGAGCUCCUGGACAAGCGUACCGCAAACACUUCAGAUCGACUUGUGUGCCCUUCAACUAGACUCGUCGGGGGUGAGUGGGUGUUGGGAGUGAUGAGUUACGGCGCGAGGUGGAGGAGCUAUAGGCGUGCGUUCUGGCAGCAUUUCCGCCCAGGAGCAAUCGACCGUUACCGUCCCGUGCAACUCGCUGCUGUCCGCACAUUUCUCGGCAAGCUACUGCAUGAUCCCGAGAAUCUCAAGCGGCAUAUCAAUUUCACGGUCGCGACUGCGCUACUGAAGAUCACAUAUGGAAUCGAAGUUGAAGACGAAAAGAGUGAAUUACUGGAAAGGGUCGACACCGCCUUAGAUGGAACCGCCCAAAUCAUGGUGCCUGGCAGGUUCGCCGUGGAUUACAUUCCCCUCUUAGAACACGUUCCAGCUUGGUUCCCUGGUGCCGGAUACCAUGACGUAUUCAAGCAGCUGAGAAGCAAGGACAUGCAGUUCAAGGAACUUUUACUCGCCUCGCGCAGCACGGUAUCGCCAUAUGGUGCACAAUACCAUGCGAAGCCUAUCGUUGAUAUUUUACUAUCAAAAACGUCAAACGGCUUAGUCUCGUAUAAUGAGCUGGCUCAAGAUGUGACAGCCGUCGCGUUGGCAGCCGGCGCAGAUACAUCGAUGGCUACGUUACAAGCCACAUUCCUUGCGCUGUCGCUGUAUCCUGAAGUUCAGAAGAAGGCACAAGCGGAGUUAGAUGCUGUCGUGGGACCAAGUCGCCUGCCCAAUUUCGGUGAUCGCGAUUCGCUUGUUUACGUGAACGCAAUAGUGAAAGAGUCAUUCCGCUGGUUCACCGUCACGCCACUGGGCAUCUCACAUUGCACUGUCGAGGACGAUGAGUUUCGAGGGUACUUCAUACCCGCUGGUACAGUCCUCACCGCGAAUAUUUGGGCCGUAAUGCACGAUCCCAACACGUACGAGAAUCCCGACGAGUUCUAUCCGGAACGCUUCAUCCGGAACGGGAAACUGGAUCCUAACGUCGUCGAUCCGUCCGCAUUCGUUUUCGGCUCCGGUAGAAGGAUAUGCCCGGGGAGAUACUUUGCCGACGCUUCACUUUUCCUCAAUGUUGCCUCCAUUCUGCACGCCUUCCACAUAUCUCCGCCUGUUGACCAGGCUGGGCAGCCUAUCAAAGUCGGGGUUGCGAUGUCGGACCGCUUCAUCUCGUAA
This is a messenger RNA of Dichomitus squalens LYAD-421 SS1, 1656 nucleotides long. Its product is annotated as cytochrome P450. Lineage: Eukaryota; Fungi; Basidiomycota; Agaricomycetes; Polyporales; Polyporaceae. The transcript is spliced from 10 exons. The record is from RefSeq and is a predicted model, not a curated record. Gene Ontology annotation, molecular function: iron ion binding; oxidoreductase activity, acting on paired donors, with incorporation or reduction of molecular oxygen; monooxygenase activity. Bases 1 to 1656 code for a protein of 551 amino acids.